GCAUGUGGGCCAGGUGGCCCCACAUGCCAGUGGGUGAUCAUCACACGCAUCGGCUCUCCCUUUCGCUCACUUUCCCCUCACUGUUUCCCAGCUUCUCUCAACCGAGAAGGAAGGAUUACGAGAGUCAAAGCUCCGCCAGCAAUGGCCGUCGCGCGCCCCGCCGAGCGAGAAGUCCGAGGCGGAAAUGGAGAAGAAUCUGAGCUAGAACUAGUGUCCGCAGCCUAACACCUGGCUCCGAUGCUCGAUCGAACGAACCCCUCCCCCGCCAUGAGAGACCCGAAGCAGAAGACAGCAAGAGCCCACAAGCCGCGCCACCUCCACCUCCUCGACAGGCUCAGGACGCGCCACUUCUACAGGUGGCGGUGGAUCCUCUGGCUGGCCCUCUCCGCCUACCUGUUCCUCCCGGCACUGCCCCCCUCCCGCCGCGGCCCCGGCUCCGAGCCCCGCCCCGGCGUCCGGAUCUACGCCUACGACCUCCCGCCGCGCUUCAACCGGCGCUGGGCGGCCGCCGACGCGCGGUGCUCCCGCCACCUCUUCGCCGCCGAGGUGGCCGUGCACGAGGCGCUGCUGCUGCGGCAGCGGCGCGCGGGGCUGCGCCCCGAGGAGGCCGACCUCUUCCUCGUGCCCGUCUACGCCUGCUGCAACUUCUCCACGCCCACGGGGCUCCCGUCGUUGGCGCACGCGCGCGGGCUGCUCGCCGACGCCGUCGGCCUCGUCCGCGCCCAGAUGCCCUUCUGGAACCUCUCCGCUGGGGCCGACCACGUCUUCGUCGCGUCGCACGACUUCGGCGCCUGCUUCCACCCCAUGGAGGAUGUGGCGAUGGCCGCCGGUAUCCCGGAGUUCUUGAAGGGGUCGAUCCUACUGCAGACAUUCGGCGUGCAGGGCCGGCACCCUUGCCAGGACGUGGAGCAUGUGGUGAUCCCGCCCUACGUGCCGCCUGAGCUGGCUCCUCGGGAGCUGCCGGAGCCGGAGAAGGCGCAUCGGGACAUAUUUGCCUUCUUCCGGGGCAAGAUGGAGGUCCACCCCAAGAACAUCAGUGGCCACUUCUACAGCAGGAAGGUGAGGACUGAACUUCUGCGGCUGUAUGGCCGCAACCGCAAGUUCUACCUGAAGCGGAAACGGAACGACGGCUACCGGUCGGAGAUGGCGCGCUCCUUGUUCUGCAUCUGCCCGCUGGGGUGGGCGCCAUGGAGCCCUCGUCUAGUGGAGUCGGUCCUCCUGGGCUGCAUCCCCGUCGUCAUCGCAGAUGACAUACGCCUGCCGUUCCCCGGCGUGCUACGGUGGCCCGACAUCUCGCUGCAGGUGGCCGAGAGGGACGUGGCCGGCCUCGAGGCGGUGCUAGACCACGUCGCGGCGACCAACCUGACGACGAUUCAGGGGAACCUGUGGGACCCCGUGAAACGGAAGGCGCUGGUUUUUAACCGGCCGAUGGAGGAGGGAGACGCCACCUGGCAGGUCCUCAAGGAGCUUGAGGCGAAGCUGGAGCGGCUGCGACGGCAGGGGCGGAGGAGGAUCCAUAUCUAGCACUGAGAGGUCCUACCCGCUCCCUUGAAGCCGUGCUGAACGUGAAGGGCGGUACCGAGGACAAAGAUCUAAAUCGAACGCUACUACGACAGCAAGCUCGUUUUGCCUUUCAUCUGAGCGAAGUGAUUCCUCAAGAUGAGGUUAAACAAGCGAAUCAUCGGUCGCAAGCACGAUACCAGGCGAUCGAAAAGGAGGAGAAAGAACAACGGUAAUCAAAUGUCAAAGCCAGCUUUCCUGGUUGAGAUUCACAUUUGGGAUGAAAGGUCACUAGAGCUCGGGCGGUUGAAAUUGGUCCCAGGUAGGGGAGGACAUCAGUGGCACUGGAAUAAUUCGUACGUGCGCAGGGAAGAGAACACAAGCAAGCACACCACGCUGGAGGUGGCAUACGGCAUAGUAGUCUCCUCCAUCAAGGCUACGAUCGCCGCCAGAAGGGUUCAAAUGCCGAUUCACUGCCUAUAGCGCCAGCAUGGAUAGUCUUGUUGCUGCCAAUGACGCGAUCAAGCUCUCACGACAUGUUUCUAUUGAAAGUUCGGAGCAGCUGGUGGCGACCGGGUUGCGACAAGGAAGGUGUUCUUCACGCCUGAGGACGGCGGUCGGAGCUAUGGUGAGCUUGACAUGAGCUUCUGCAAAAUGAAGUUGCCAUCGCCUGGUCGCUUUUCCUCCCUUAUUUCCUGAGAAAGAUUUACUUGUAGAUGAGGUGAGAAAGAUUUUCUUGUAGAUGAGGUGUCUGGCGAGGCUGGUGCCAUCACUGAAUACCAGCAGGAGCUAGUGGCUAGUUGCUUCUGAAAUGCCCGUGUUCGGGAGCUCAUUGUUUACUUAACAUAAUUCCCUUUCUGGUUGUUGAAUUUGUUCAUCAAGUAGUGUUUACUUUGAGCAAACUGAUAAAUAUGUUUCAUUUUAUUA
This is a messenger RNA of Hordeum vulgare subsp. vulgare (domesticated barley), 2427 nucleotides long. Its product is annotated as probable glucuronosyltransferase Os03g0107900. Bases 238 to 1524 code for a protein of 428 amino acids. The record is from RefSeq and is a predicted model, not a curated record. Gene Ontology annotation, molecular function: glycosyltransferase activity. NCBI's taxonomy places the organism in Eukaryota, Viridiplantae, Streptophyta, Magnoliopsida, Poales, Poaceae. The transcript is spliced from 4 exons.